Messenger RNA from Danio rerio (zebrafish), 1463 nucleotides. RefSeq names its product unc-51 like kinase 3 (gene ulk3). Gene Ontology annotation, cellular component: cytoplasm. Gene Ontology annotation, molecular function: protein serine/threonine kinase activity; transferase activity; nucleotide binding. The record is from RefSeq and is marked provisional. Gene Ontology annotation, biological process: autophagy. Lineage: Eukaryota; Metazoa; Chordata; Actinopteri; Cypriniformes; Danionidae.
UAUGCAUUAAUAAGUUAUCAUUGAUUAGUACUAUUGAUUAUUGAUUACUGACAGCAGGGAGGCGGUGGCCGUGAAGGUGGUCAGCAAGAAGAGUCUGAAUAAAAGCUCGAUGGAGAAUCUGCUGACGGAGAUCGAGAUCCUCAAGACGGUCCGGCAUCCUCAUAUAGUGCAGCUCAAAGACUUCCAGUGGGACAGCGAGAACAUCUACCUGAUUCUGGAGUGGUGUUCAGGAGGAGAUCUGUCACGCUUCAUCCGCAGCCGCAGGAUCCUUCCAGAGAGAGUCGCCCGCCGCUGCCUACAGCAGAUCGACUUUGGCUUUGCGCAGUACAUGAGCCCGUGGGAUGAGCAGCAUGCGCUCAGAGGCUCUCCGCUCUACAUGGCUCCAGAGAUCCGCAGUGAGAGACCCGUGGAGCUGCCGGCCGCUGCUGGAGUGUCCCGUGACUGCAGGGAUCUACUCCUCCGUCUCCUGCUCAGAGAUCCUGACAGACGCAUCUGCUUUGAGGAGUUCUUCCUGCAUCCGUUUGUGGAUCUGGAGCACAUGCCCAGCGCAGAGAGCCUGCCCAAGGCCAAAGCACUGGUGCUGCAGGCGGUGCAGAAGGAUCAGGAUGGCGAUCGAUCGGCUGCGUUAUCCCUCUACUGUAGUGCACUUGAACAAUUUGUUCCCGCCAUUCACUAUGAAACUGACAGACAGAGGAAAGAAGCGCUCAGACAAAAGGUGAAUCAAUACGUCUGUCGUGCUGAAGAACUCAAAGCUCUGGUCAGAUCAGACAACAAGAUCAGCUUUGAAGAGGCCAGAUCAGCCAGGAACAUUUUAAUAGAAAUGUCCAGGGAUCAGCCUCGGUUGCUGGCUGCACUGGAAGUGGCGUCCACUGCUGUUGCCCGGGAGGAGAGCGGCGCGGAGGAUUACGACACGCUUGAUUUAUACCAGCAGAGUCUGGGUGAAAUGCUGCUCGCGCUAGCAGCUGAAGCUCAGGGCCGGCGCAGAGAGCUGCUGCACAGUGAGAUCAAGAGUCUGAUGAGUCGAGCUGAAUACCUGAAGGAGCUGAUCAAGAUGCGUGAAACUCAGACGGAUGAAUCUCUGAAGAAAGACGCCGCUGCUGAGUCUGUCAGAUCCUCAUGUUGUUUACAGUGAGCCACGGGUUCUCACCAUGGCAAUGGAUGCAGCACGUCACAUGGCCAGAGAUCUCAGCAUCUGAUUGGAUCCUGUCAGAAUGCACUGUUAAAUCUGAAACAGACCUGAAAGAAGCAGAUUCAUGCUGUAAAACCCACACACACACACACACACACACACACACACACACACACACACACACACACACACACACACACAUACAGGUUUACCGCAAACCUAGCAUGACAGAGGUGUGGCUUUCUCAGUGUUUACUCUGGGCUCACACACACUUCACACACACUUGAGUCUGUACUUGAACACUCGCUGUUAUAAAGGGAGAUUUCAGCAUCCA